GGCUUAGAAGAGCCGGAACCCGGGAGAGAGAGAAGCGAAAUGACAUUUCCUCUUUAAAUAGCUGGAGCCCGGGCCCCGUCGAGAAAUGGCCGCGUCGGCAGAUUUAAGUAAGUCUUCCCCAACACCGAAUGGGAUUCCAUCUUCAGACACAGCCAACGAUGCCAUGGACCCCUUCCAUGCUUGCAGUAUUCUAAAGCAACUCAAAACAAUGUACGAUGAAGGACAGCUGACAGACAUUGUAGUGGAAGUGGAUCACGGGAAAACAUUUUCCUGUCAUAGAAACGUUCUUGCUGCAAUCAGUCCUUACUUCAGAUCCAUGUUCACUAGCGGCCUUACAGAAAGCACUCAAAAAGAAGUUCGAAUCGUCGGUGUUGAAGCUGAGUCGAUGGAUUUAGUGUUGAACUAUGCCUAUACCUCCAGAGUUGUUCUGACAGAGGCCAAUGUUCAAGCCUUGUUCACUGCAGCUAGCAUCUUCCAGAUUCCCUCCAUCCAAGACCAGUGUGCUAAGUACAUGAUCAGUCAUCUGGACCCACAGAAUUCUAUUGGAGUCUUCAUCUUUGCUGAUCAUUAUGGUCAUCAGGAACUCGGAGAUCGGUCUAAAGAAUACAUUCGUAAAAAGUUCCUGUGUGUCACCAAAGAACAAGAGUUUCUUCAGUUGACGAAAGACCAACUGAUAAGUAUCCUAGACAGUGACGAUUUAAACGUAGACCGGGAAGAGCAUGUUUAUGAGAGCAUUGUAAGGUGGUUUGAACAUGAACAGAAUGAAAGAGAAGUGCACCUUCCAGAAAUUUUUGCCAAAUGCAUACGUUUUCCUCUGAUGGAAGACACCUUUAUAGAGAAAAUUCCACCUCAGUUUGCACAGGCUAUAGCCAAAAGCUAUGUGGAAAAGGGACCAUCCAGUACCAAUGGCUGUACACAGAGACUUGGAAUGACUGCAUCGGAAAUGAUCAUAUGUUUUGAUGCUGCCCACAAACACUCAGGAAAGAAGCAAACAGUGCCUUGUCUAGAUAUAUUCACAGGAAGAGUGUUCAAACUAUGCAAACCACCAAAUGAUCUAAGAGAAGUUGGGAUUCUCGUAUCACCAGAUAAUGAUAUUUACAUAGCAGGAGGGUACAGGCCAAGCAGUAGUGAGGUAUCCAUCGACCACAAGGCAGAAAAUGAUUUCUGGAUGUAUGACCAUUCCACUAAUAGGUGGCUAUCCAAGCCGUCCUUGCUUCGAGCCAGAAUAGGCUGCAAACUGGUGUAUUGCUGUGGUAAGAUGUAUGCAAUCGGAGGGCGAGUUUAUGAAGGCGAUGGGAGAAACUCACUAAAAUCUGUGGAGUGCUACGACAGCAGAGAGAACUGCUGGACGACCGUUUGUGCCAUGCCUGUUGCUAUGGAGUUUCAUAAUGCUGUGGAGUACAAAGAGAAGAUCUAUGUUUUACAGGGAGAAUUUUUCCUCUUCUAUGAGCCUCAGAAAGACUACUGGGGUUUCUUAACCCCCAUGACUGUGCCUAGAAUCCAGGGCUUAGCAGCUGUAUACAAGAACUCGAUCUACUACAUAGCUGGAACCUGUGGAAAUCAUCAGCGGAUGUUUACUGUAGAAGCCUAUGAUAUUGAGCUCAAUAAAUGGACUCGUAAGAAGGACUUUCCUUGUGAUGAGUCCAUAAACCCAUACCUUAAACUGGUACUUUUCCAGAAUAAACUCCAUUUAUUUGUUCGAGCUACUCAAGUGACCGUUGAAGAACAUGUCUUCAGAACCAGCAGAAAAAAUUCCCUUUACCAAUAUGAUGACAUCACUGACCAGUGGAUGAAAGUGUAUGAGACCCCAGAUCGGCUCUGGGACCUUGGCCGGCAUUUUGAAUGUGCUGUUGCUAAACUCUAUCCUCAGUGUCUUCAGAAAGUACUUUAAUGAAUGGCAGGCCUUAGUGAGCUCACUGGCACCUUGUGCUCGAGGGAACUUAGUCUUUUAAUGAUACGAGAAGUGCUGUCAGUAUUUAAGAAAGCUGAGAGAGUUUAUACAUGGAGACGGGUGCUCUUAAAGAUGAGUGUAGGAGGAUUUCUUUUCAUCCUUGUGAUGUUUUCACUUCAGUAAGCAAAAGGUAACAAAGUGCAAUUAUCAGCAUUUUUUUUUUUCUGGUAUAAACGUAAUCACAUCAUUCUAGAAUUUUCUGAUGAAUAGUCACUGAGAUACCAGAUGAAUCGACAACUGUGCACUCUUAGAAGAGUGGUUAGGGAAUUAUGGGUUAGAGACAUCCAAAAGAGUUUGAUGUGACUUUUUAUUUUAAAUACGGGUAAAAAUCUGAGGCAAUAUCACUAGGACUUUAGCUGUGACCUCUCUACCACAGAGACGCACUAACUGAGACCCUCACUCUGAAUAUAUGUAUAUUUGUGUACUGUUUGCAAGUGUACUGGAUUUAAAUGUGUUCUGUUAUUAGAGUAGAUUGAAGGAAAAACAGAUCAGUCUCAGAAAGAGCUUUCAGUGUGAUUGUUUUAUAUUUCCCAUGUUGCUUUAAGUUAAGCUUAAAUUUUAAAGUAGCAGUUUUCUGUUGACAAUUUUUUCAAGUGCUAACACUGUCUCAUUUUUUUAAAUCCUGAAAAGGGCUCAAAAUCACAGGUGGCUGGUGCUAGUAUAAGUUAAUUCAUGUGUAUAGUUAGGUAGAUUUAAAUUGUCUGAGCCUAUGCUUACCUUUCAAACUGGUAUGUUAGUUUCAUGGCCAUAGUCCUUUACCUGUUGAACUCUUGUGAUUUCACAGGGUUCUCGACUAGCAUGAUGGCAAGGUAUGGCCAGUUAUUGGUCUAACUGGAUUCAAUCUUACAAUAGUGAAAAGAAUAUUAUACUCAUUUUGCACUAACAUGGGCCAUUUUGUCGCCUAACCCCCUUUCCUAUCCUCUACCUGUCCAUUCAGUAUCAGUACAAUGAAAGGUAACUUAUUUCUCUUCUGCACAGAGCGUAAUGUGAAGUUUUACUCCUAUUUUUAAAAUUCUGUUUUCCAGAAACAUAAAACUCCUGCAGUAGUCUCACUUAAUGGCUUUUACGUUACCUAUAACAAAUAAAACCUCAUUUUUAAAAAGUUUUGCACUUAACAGUUAUGAAUAAUUUUGCAUUGAAAACCUUGUUCUAGCUGAAGGUGACUGAGGAGGAAAAUAGUGAGUGAAUAGAACCAUAGCAUUAUAGGUACUAAAUAGUUUUUCAUAUUUAACUGAUGGAUUUCUAACAGUUAGCUAGAAAUAUUAACAGAGGACAAAUCAACUCAUGUGUUAUACAUAAGGCAGUUAUUUGGAUCAGUAACUUAUUUUUUACUCUGCCUGGAAUAAUUAAUAAAGGAUAUAAGUAUAGCCCAGAGUCUGUCCUUAACUGGAACAUUUUGAUUCUGUUAAAACAAACUGGCAUGGUUUGUAUUAAAAACUCUUGCACAAAUGGUAAUGUGAUACUGUGAAACAAAUUUAAAACAUUGCCUCUUUGCAUCACAUACCUCGUUUUUCAGAAACUUUCCAAACUGCUUGUCAUAGCCCUAUACAAGUAGGGAACGUUUCCUGAAGCCGAAUUUAAAGUGGACAGCAUUUAGAGAAUUCACAUUUAAAAAUCUAGUCUUGGGAAGCUGGAUACGUGCUGUCUUCUUGCUGGCCUUGGUAGUGUGUCUAUAAUCUCCUUGAUAUUAUCAACUUUGUCAACUAAUCACCUAUGUUUUUUCUCCCCAUUUUUUCUUUGUCUUCCUGCUGGUUUGGGGCUAUUUCUGUGAGCAUUUUGAAGCAUCUUUACUGUGCUGCAUUGCAAAGGGAGGAAAAAAAAACAAAGCAAAGUUUUAUAAGAGAUGUUCAUGUAAUUUAUUUUCGAAAGCUUUGUUGCAUAUCUAAGACUUCCUGCCGCUUUUUGACAAUCUCCUGUAUUUAUUUAGAAGAACGUGUUACUUGAAACCAUGACAUUAGAAUACUGAGUUAAUUUACAAUGUGCCGUGUGAUGCAUAGGAGUACAAUGUACUGUGGUUAACUCUGCAGGCGAUUUAUUCUAUUUAUCUGCACAACAGUUGAUCCUUUUGCUAUAUUGAGGGUGUGGUCUAAGUAUAGUGUGUCAAAGCCAAGGUUUAGAAUUUGCUACGGAAGUAGAAUAUAUAUUGAAUUUUCUAUGAAGAACUGUUUGUUUAAAUUAUAUAGCUGGGAUAUUUUGCCACUUUUCAAAUGAUUUCAGAAGAGGUCCUAGAAAACUAAGGUUAGUAAUAUGCGUGGGUCUUUGUUUAGAUAUUUAAGGUACAUUUGCAUAGUAUGAUGAGAAUAUAAGUAAAAGGCACAAUGGGUACAGAAUUAAAAUAUGGGGUGACAGAUGCCAGUCCCACUUGACCUUUGUUUUUGCAUUUGAAGAAAGUAUGUAGCACUUUCCUAUAUAUUUUUUACACACUGAAAACUGUACGUGGUAUAACUGUUUCAGGAAAGUAGAAAUUGUAUUCUUUAUUAUCCAUCUUUGUUUUCUGUUAUCCUACAAAGUUGAUGCUUAAGCAUCAAGCUGGUUUCAUUGGUGCAUGAGAAAAAGUGGACGUGACCUGCAAGGAAUCAGAUUCCCUACGUGAAGCAGUUUAAAAUGGCAUUAAAUGUUCAGUGCUCAGGUAUGUAGUAAGUACUGUAGUCCUUUGGGGGCAAACGUGUAGACAUUUUUAAACAUUUUGCCAUAAUUGCACAAUUUUUUGCAUUUUUAUCUGAUGGCAUUGUUUCUUAUAAUAAAACCUUUUCUGACUGAAAACUUCCAUUGUCGUAAAUUGACCUCUGACUAGUGAGUUUUGCAGAAUUAAAACUGGGUGAAAAUCAUGAA
Molecule: messenger RNA, 4783 nt
Organism: Kogia breviceps (pygmy sperm whale)
Lineage: Eukaryota; Metazoa; Chordata; Mammalia; Artiodactyla; Physeteridae
Gene: KBTBD8
Product: kelch repeat and BTB domain containing 8
Biological process (GO): neural crest cell development
Molecular function (GO): protein binding
Source: RefSeq, a predicted model, not a curated record